Linum tenue is the source of this 252-nucleotide messenger RNA. The record is from the annotation of a GenBank genome assembly. NCBI's taxonomy places the organism in Eukaryota, Viridiplantae, Streptophyta, Magnoliopsida, Malpighiales, Linaceae.
UUCUCUCUCUCGCCUCUCUCUCUUGCUCUCACGUUCUGGUGGCGGCGAGGAAAAAGUAAAGAAGAUUCAAGCGACGGCGAGGAAGGAGAACCGCCGGCGACUGAUUCCGGCUGCAACGACGAUGACGGAGACGAAUGUAAAGGUUUUGUUGUGAAUUGGGUAAACUUUUGGGUUCUGAACCCUUUGAUUUUGUUUCGUUUUGGGUUUGUUCUCAAUCGAGGGAAGGGAGAACGAGGUCGCCGCGGUGCAGAG